CCGGCGGCGGUCAGUCCACGCAGAGAUGCGCCCGCGACGCGCAACGCGGUCCGCUCUCGAUAUACCGGUUAAAAGACGAUAAAUGAAAACAUUUGUUUUGAUUUCAAAAUUAACCAAGGAGGAUUUACUUUUAUGGCAGGAUUUUUUUUGACACAGACGUGGUUUAACCGCCACACAAAUAUGAAAGGUUAAUAUCAAAAAAAUAUUAUUUCAACAAGCUCUAACAUUCUUUGGUAUCCAACAACAAAAUCAGUGAUUAUAAUUAUGUAGUAUAAAAAAAAGAUCUUCGUCAAAGAGGACUGAAGUGUAACCAUGUUGUAAAGAUUCUUCCAUUGGACUAUUCUCAACAAAAAUUUCAACAAUCAGGCCAAAAGUGUAUUAGUGUUGUGGUCUCAAAUUCUCUCUCAUCAAACAACUCAGCCAGAACUGCAAUAAAGAUUUAAGUGGAACAAACUAGUGUCCAACAGCACUCUAAUCAACAGAAUUGAAGUGUAAUCUUGUGUUGAAACUGUCAACUGUUCUUCGAACUAUUUAAGAAUUUAGGGUUGAGAAAAAAAAACUUAUCCAACCUCUGUGUGCUAAUGUGCUAGCAUCCCAAGGAACUUCUUGCCGAAUUGUGUGGUAAAUGUGUGGAACUGUCUACCAAAAACUAUUGAUAGUGUACCGUCAGUGAACACUUUGAAAAAUAGACGAGACACAUAUUUUAGAACUUUAAAAAGUGCAAAUCAGCUCCAAUAGCUACUAGUGUAUAAAUAAAUAGUAAUAAUUAUCAACAAGAACUUCAACAUGAAGUGUAACAUUACGACGUGUCUCCUGGUGCUGAUGCUGGGAUUGGUGAAGGGAGACAUCCUGAACAACAUCGGGUCUCUCCUGCCGCCAUUCUUGACGGAGAACUUUGAGGAGCUGGUGAAAACUGCUGAUGCUACGUGUAAAGUCCUCCCCGUGGACGUGCUGUUCCACCGCCCGUUCACCUUCGAGGCUCCUCUCAUCGACUUCGUGGAGUUCACCAAUGACUCCAACAGAACUUACCGCGUCUCCGAAGCCCCCAGGAUCUUCAUGAGAGAACGACCCACCUCCCUAGUUUUAUAUGUUCCUGGUUGGUGGAAUACACCUACUGAUGAAUCUAGCUAUACUUUAGUUAAUGCUUUGUUAAAGAAGAUACCUAUGGUACUGGUGUUGGAUACUAGAUUAUCGUUUUGUAGAGGUUAUGUAGAUUCAGCGUCAAGAGUACAACCUUUAGCGCGUCUUUUAUAUUCUUUUUUAAGGAGUAUUAAUAAGAAGGGAUAUAAGCUAGAGAAUGUACAUUUGAUAGGCUUUAGUUUAGGCGCUCAUGUAGCAGGUAUAACAGGAAAGCUAGUACAACAAGGAAUGAAUAAAAACUUAAGCAGAAUAACAGCUUUAGACCCAGCUAAACCGUGUAUAGCUCAAGGCUUUAGAUUAUCUAAAAGCGAUGCUAAAUUUGUGCAAGUUUUUCAUACAAGUGCUGGCGUUUUAGGUCUUGAGGAUCCUGUAGGAGAUCUAGAUGUUUAUGUCAAUGGGGUUGAUGUAAAGCAGCCUGAAUGUCAGAAUAGGAAGAUAAGUUUAGAAUGUGAUCAUGCGCAAGCUUGGAAGCUUUUUGCAGCGUCAGUAGUUGACGAGAAAUCAUUUAAAGGGCAGAGGUGCGCUGAUUGGGAAGAUUUGAUGAAAGGAGAGUGUAAAGGUAGCGAGAAACUGAUAGGUUAUGGGUGCAGUAGUAGGACUAAGGGGAUGUUUUUGUUAAAAACUGAAGAGCAUGUAGCUCAGAAGAGGGAGGAUGUGGAGAAAGAAAUGAAGGUGUUCAACCCUGUGGAAAUAUUGACGUCUUGGUUGGGGCGAUGAUGGGUGUAAAGUUUUACUUGGUUUUUAGUAUAGUUUAGUAUUGUCUGUGAUAUUUAAUUUAAUAAAGAAAUAUGUUAACUUA
Messenger RNA from Cydia pomonella (codling moth), 1939 nucleotides. RefSeq names its product lipase member H-B-like. Gene Ontology annotation, molecular function: lipase activity. The record is from RefSeq and is a predicted model, not a curated record. The coding region runs from base 787 to 1857 and encodes 356 amino acids. Lineage: Eukaryota; Metazoa; Arthropoda; Insecta; Lepidoptera; Tortricidae. The transcript is spliced from 3 exons.